CGUGGCCGCGGCCCGGAGAGGGUCUGCACAGCCGCGGAGAUGCCGAAGAGCCCGCCGCCCGCGCGAGGUGUAGACGGGGCACUGCCUGCAGAGCAGGUCCUGCCAGCCUCGCCAGAGAGGAUGCCCCCGUGUCCGUGAUGGGCUGUGGGACAAGCAAGGUCCUUCCUGAGCCGCCCAAGGAUGUCCACUUGGAUCUGGUCAAGAAGGUGGAGCCCUUCAGUGGCACCAAGAGUGAUGUGUACAAGCACUUCAUCACAGAGGUGGACAGUGUUGGCCCUAUCAAAGCAGGGUUCCCAGCUGCCAGUCAGUUUGCCAGCCCCUGUCCUGGUGCCACCACUACUGGCCACACAGAACCUCCUUCAGAACCACCACGCAGGGCCAGGGUGGCUAAGUACAGAGCCAAGUUCGACCCCCGUGUGACAGCCAAGUAUGACAUCAAAGCCCUGAUUGGCCGAGGCAGUUUCAGCAGAGUGGUCCGCGUGGAGCACCGGGCCACCCGGCAGCCAUAUGCCAUCAAGAUGAUCGAGACCAAGUACCGGGAGGGACGGGAGGUAUGUGAGUCAGAGCUGCGUGUGCUGCGCCGAGUGCGCCACGCCAACAUCAUCCAGCUGGUGGAGGUGUUUGAGACGCAGGAGCGCGUGUACAUGGUGAUGGAGCUGGCCACUGGCGGAGAGCUCUUCGACCGCAUCAUUGCCAAAGGUUCUUUCACUGAGCGUGAUGCCACACGGGUGCUGCAGAUGGUGCUGGAUGGUGUCCGGUAUCUGCAUGCACUGGGCAUCACACACCGAGACCUCAAGCCUGAGAAUCUUCUCUACUACCACCCGGGCACUGACUCCAAGAUCAUCAUCACUGACUUCGGCUUGGCCAGUGCCCGCAAGAAGGGUGACGACUGCCUGAUGAAGACCACCUGCGGCACACCCGAGUACAUCGCCCCCGAGGUCCUGGUGCGCAAGCCCUAUACCAACUCAGUAGACAUGUGGGCGCUGGGUGUGAUUGCCUACAUCCUGCUCAGUGGCACUAUGCCGUUUGAGGACGACAACCGUACCCGGCUAUACCGGCAGAUCCUCAGGGGCAAGUACAGUUACUCGGGGGAGCCCUGGCCCAGCGUGUCCAACCUGGCCAAGGAUUUCAUUGACCGCCUGCUGACCGUGGACCCUGGCGCCCGUAUGACUGCACUGCAGGCACUGAGACACCCGUGGGUGGUGAGCAUGGCAGCCUCUUCAUCCAUGAAGAAUCUGCAUCGCUCCAUCUCCCAGAACCUCCUUAAACGCGCCUCCUCCCGCUGCCAGAGCACCAAAUCUGCUCAGUCUACACGUUCCAGCCGUUCUACGCGCUCCAACAAGUCUCGCCGAGUGCGGGAGCGGGAGCUGCGGGAGCUCAACCUGCGCUACCAGCAGCAGUACAAUGGCUGAACCUCGGCUAGUCCAGACAGCGUGCUCCCAGCCCCGCCAGCCCUGCCGUGCCAUCUGGGCCCAGCUUCCUCUCUGGAGGUGGCCUGUGUGGCUUGUGGUAGGUGAAUAUCUGACCCCAGCCCCUUCUCUCUGCCUUCAGUAGCCCUCGUCCUCAUCCUGGGCCAGAGCCUGCUGUGAGAGUGGAGGGAGCUCAGGGUCUAUGAGUCCCCUUAACGGGAGCCUGCCCUGGCAACAGAUACUCCCUUUGGUUGGUAAACUGAUCGGAUACAGCGGGGAAAGAGCAGAACCUGACCCUCCUCAGUCUCCCUCAACCUCGGCUCGUCCCCUAGAGCAAAGGGAAGUGUAGUGCUGGGGAAAGGGCAUCCUGUGGUCCCAGGACUCUUUGGGACAGUUACUUCUGGAAAUACCUUUCUCUACUCGCCUUCCCCCAACCCUCCCCCACCCCACCACCAUUUCCACGGCAUCCAGAUCAAGAUUAUUCUCGACUGAGAGGCCCAGGUAUGCACCAAGCUUGUGCCUUGAAUGGAAUCUCAACUCCUGGCUAAUUCAAAACAGACCCCUCACCUCUCAUCAAGACCUGUCUUCCUUCAUGGUGCCCCCAGGACCCCCCCUGGCCCCAGGACUUGCUGGCACAUUCUGUAGGGCCAUGCGUGAUCAUCGCCAUUCUGGGCUGUGGCCAUGUGGGUGCCAGGCUUGUUGCAGGCUCCAACUGCCUCUGACACUGACAGGCUUUGUGCCCGCUAGACUAAGUGCCUUUUCUGCAGAGCCCACCUUUGCCUCCCUCCCUUUCCUCACCCCUUCGAUGCCAAUUCUAUUCCCCAGGUGCCUCCUUCCCAACUGUGGGGAAUUAAAGUGAACCCCACUGCUGCUACCUGGGGCGUGGGGGCACCUGGGCAAGGCAGAGGACACAGGCUUCCUACGGAAAGUUGUUGGGGUCCAGAGGCAGCCCCAUGCCCCCUUGCGACUGCCCGUUGCCCCUUCCUUUCAGUCUGUUCUCUGUUCUGCAGCGGCAUGAAGGCGCCAUCUAGUGUCUGGCAUAUGGGCAGCCUAGAAAUGAGCUUACCCUUCAUCCUCCCAGAGGAAGUGGGAAGGAAGGAGCUGCUGCAUCUAGGGAGGGUCCCCGUGCUGCUCAGCUCUUCUGCUGAGCUUCUGUGCAGCAACCCCUGGAACUUAGCCAUACUGUGUGACCUGCCUCUGAACCCUGAGUGCCUGGGGCACUGGCCUUCUCACAGCUGGUCUUUCCCAGUCCAGUCUGGCCCUCUUCCUUUCACAGCAUUAACUUGUAGUCUGGGCCCCACUGAAUCUCAGGCUGGAAGGAGCCCCUGUGGGAAGUGGGUGGAUUUGGGUGGCUGCUUUCCCAGAGGCCUGAGCCAGACCAUCCCGUGUCUGUGGUAGUGUCUUCCACCAACCCCACACCUUACCCCUCUACCCCCACCCUCCCACCAAGCUGGGCUGGAACCCAAGUACCCUCCUCUGCUGCUUUCAGUGAGUAGGAAGGAGGCAGGGCCUGGCUUUCAUCUUAGCUAGACUGCAGGGCCCUGCCAGCAGGGAGGGCUUGGCCCUUACUUAGUGCUUCUGGGUGGGUAGCCUUGAGCCAGCCCCCCCCCCUUCUAUAUGUGCCAUCUCCCGUGGGGAAGCCAAGCCAAAGAGACCACUCUGGGCCAAGUCUGUUGUGCCUUAUAUACCCCUUCUCUCUGUCUGGUGCCCCUGGCCCAAGGCAGUGGAGACCCCAAGCUCCAUGGUCUCAGAAUCCCUCUUACUUCCCCAAGUGCCUCCGGAAGUUUGAGGGAUUUAGCCCUUGGGAAUUUAGUUCCCCUCUUGCCAGGAUAGGCCUGGUCUGAAGGUAGGUUAGAGGGGGGCUUGAGACUUGGGAUUUUGAUAGGCCUGCCUGGGCCUUCGUGCUAUGGACCAUGGAUGGAGAAUGUGCAGUUAUUUAUUUUGUGUACUCAGUUUGUAAAUGUAUCCUCUACUCAAUAAACAGGCUGCCCUCCUCUGGGAAGGCUGCCCAUUCAUUCUGA
Molecule: messenger RNA, 3430 nt
Organism: Condylura cristata (star-nosed mole)
Lineage: Eukaryota; Metazoa; Chordata; Mammalia; Eulipotyphla; Talpidae
Gene: PSKH1
Product: protein serine kinase H1
Exons: 3
Coding region: 138-1412 (424 amino acids)
Biological process (GO): protein phosphorylation
Molecular function (GO): protein kinase activity; ATP binding
Source: RefSeq, a predicted model, not a curated record